Molecule: messenger RNA, 453 nt
Organism: Gongylonema pulchrum
Lineage: Eukaryota; Metazoa; Nematoda; Chromadorea; Rhabditida; Gongylonematidae
Source: the annotation of a GenBank genome assembly
AUGCUGGUUGAGGUCCAAGCUUGCAUGAAAAGUGAUUGCUGUCCGCAGAUGGUUCGUUUCUACGGUGCAAUGUUUCGUGAAGGUGAUGUAUGGAUUUGCAUGGAAGUUAUGGACACAUCGCUGGACAAAUUUUAUCGGAGGUGCUUCGACACGGGUGGCCGCUUGCCCGAAAUGUUUAUUGCGAAAUGUGCUCUUUCGGUGGUUGAGGGAUUGAAUUUUAUGAAAGAGCAAAUGAAUCUGAUACAUCGUGACGUGAAGCCAUCAAACAUAUUGCUCAACAGACGAGGCGCGGUGAAAAUUUGUGAUUUUGGUAUCUCGGGUCAUUUAACGAAUUCGGUCGCGAAAACGGUGAAUGCAGGCUGUAAGCCUUACAUGCCGCCGGAAAGAAUUGAAGGUGAGAAGAAAGUCGCAUAUGAUGUUCGAGCGGAUGUAUGGAGCCUAGGCAUAACACUG